AUGGCUGACCUGGCGCUUUUAGAAGACGCAUAUGCGCCCUUGAGAAGGGAACGAGUUUUCAGGGAUAGGCGCGAUCUUCUGAAUGAAUCAGAUGAAUGGCUGAUGAACAGAUUCCGUCUUCCAAGGCAUCUUCUCCUGGAGCUCUGCAAUAACCUGGAGCCCUACCUCCAACGUGAAACCCGGCGGUCAAGGGCCUUACCUGUUCCAGUCCAGGUUCUCUCCAAACUGGGUUUCUUGGCCACUGGAACAUUUCAACGGGAGAUUGCAGACAGGUCUGGCAUAUCCCAACCCACCAUGAGCCGCACGCUGUCAUCCGUGCUGGCUGCCAUCAGGACUCUCAUCCCACAUUACAUACAAUUCCCUUAUGACAAUGCCCAGCAAACAAUGAUUAAAAGGGGGUUUUAUGAGAUUGCUGGGAUUCCAAAUGUCAUAGGUGCAAUUGACUGUACCAACGUGCGUCUGAAACCACCAUCGGUUAAUGAUUACGCAUACAUCAACCGCAAAAAUUAUCAUUCAGUCAAUGUGCAAAUAACUUGUGAUGCCAGACUCUGCCUAUUAAAUGUUGUGGCACGAUGGCCUGGAGGCACCCACGAUGCCUACAUUUUUGAGCACAGCAGCGUGCGCAGACGACUGCAGGAGGACGCAUUAAGGGGUCUUGGUUAUCUUUUAGGUGACCGGGGUUAUCCGCUUUUGAACUUUUUGAUCACCCCUGUGCCAAACCCCGAGACGCAUCAGGAGCGCAACUUCAAUCACGCGCAUGCACGAACACGAGCCACUGUGGAGCGCUGCGUGGGGCUUUUAAAAGGUAGAUGGCUCUGCCUGGCACACGCGGGGGGCACGUUGCUCUAUUCACCACAAAAGGUGUGUAACAUAAUUUUGGCAUGUGCCGUCUUGCACAACAUGGCCGAGAUGAAUCGUGUGCCAUUUGACGUGCUGGACCCAGACCCAGAAGUGCCAGUGGAGCAGUGGGCAGCACCACCGGCUUUAGGAGCUGUUCAGCUCAGACAAGACCUUGUUCGGCGGUUUUAA
Paramisgurnus dabryanus is the source of this 1029-nucleotide messenger RNA. The record is from RefSeq and is a predicted model, not a curated record. NCBI's taxonomy places the organism in Eukaryota, Metazoa, Chordata, Actinopteri, Cypriniformes, Cobitidae.